GGAGUAUGGCAAAAUUCCGACUCUCCUUGGUCCAGUUCCUUGUGUCUCCUGUGAAAUCGGACAACCUCAACAAGGCCUGCAAGCUUAUUAAAGAGGCUGCACAAAAAGGGGCUCAGAUUGUUGCGCUGCCGGAGUGUUUUAAUUCACCUUAUGGCACAAAGUAUUUCCCUGAAUAUGCUGAGAAGAUCCCUGGGGAAUCCACGGAGCUUCUGUCACAAGUAGCCAAGGAAUGUGGAAUUUAUCUCAUUGGAGGUUCAAUCCCUGAAGAAGAUUCUGGGAAGUUUUAUAACACAUGCGCUGUAUUUGGACCUGAUGGAACCUUAUUAGUUAAGCACAGGAAGAUCCAUUUAUUUGACAUUGAUGUUCCUGGGAAAAUACGGUUCCAGGAAUCUGAAACACUAAGCCCUGGAGACAGCUUCUCUGUCUUUGAUACCCCUUACUGCAAAGUUGGAGUUGGAAUCUGUUAUGACAUGCGAUUUGCUGAGCUUGCCCAAAUAUACGCCAACAAAGGCUGCCAGCUGCUGGUUUACCCUGGUGCCUUCAACAUGACAACUGGGCCGGCUCAUUGGGAACUUCUACAGAGGGCACGAGCUCUGGACAACCAGGUGUAUGUGGCAACUGCUUCUCCUGCCAGGGAUGAGAAGGCAUCCUAUGUGGCUUGGGGCCACAGCACUGUAGUCAGCCCAUGGGGCGAAGUCAUUGCUAAAGCUGGUUUCGAAGAAACCGUUAUUUCUGCUGACAUUGAUUUGCAGUACCUUGCCGAGAUCCGGGAGCAAAUACCUAUUCGUAGGCAGCGCCGUGACAAUCUUUACACUGUGGAAGAAAAAAAGAACUAAAGACUGUUUUUAUUGGAAAAAGAAUUAUUACCCUUCUCCUUAGUUUCUUGUUAAGAUUUUAUAAUGACUUGGUACAAGCUGUUCCAACAAGUGCUCACAAACCUCAUGGGAAGUUAAAGUUAUAAGUGACCAGCACUCUCUUUGCAACACACUAAUGCUCACAAACAUUAUGGGAAUGUAUGUCUAGUACAUUACUUGUAGUCUGGACUAGUGUUCAUCCAUCUUAAAGGAAAUUCAUGUUGUAUGUAUGGGAAGCUAUGAAUAUAAGUGCCAAGAUUACUUCCCGCAGUACUUAAAACUUCAUGGGGAUUUAUGGUUAUAUGUAAGGGAAGAUACGCGGAUAAGUUUCAAGCCCACUUCCUGCAGCCACACCGAGGCUCGCAGACCUAUAAGUUACAGUUGUGUGUAGGGGAAAUGAUUGGUUUAUGGGUCUACCCCACUUCCUGCAGUCCAUACCUGGGCUCACACACCUUGUUAGAACCUCCAAUUCUUCAUGUUGAUCUCAUUUCCUUCAGUAGAUCAGUGGUCACCAUUUUCUCAUAAGAAGUUCCUGCCUUGAAAUUCCGUGGGCAAUGAAAGCUUUUGGAGGCCACAUAUGGGACCAGGUACUUCGUAACAGCAGCUCCUCAGUUAAUAUUACACCAUACCAAAGUCUGUUUAGGCUGAAGUGUGUCAUGUCGGCUCAUUUAAGAUGUUGAGAUGUGUUACGUGCACCUGUGAUCUUGGACUUACUACAGAGAGUAUAGAAAUGAGAGAGUACAGGGGAUUUCAGAGGUAACAGCUAGUAAGAGAAGCAGGAGGGUGGUGGCUUAAUUAGCAGUCAUGUAAAGGCAUAAUGAGCAAAUAACUGGAUGUAGAAAUGUUGCCUUAUUUUAUCAUUUGCAUUGGUAUAUUUUGCAUUAUAGAACAGAAACUGGAAAUGUUUAAACUAGAAAUGACAUGGUUUCAGUUAUAAGGCAAAUACUCAAUAAUGGUGGGAGUUGUAGUUGAGCAAAAGCCACUGGGUAUAUCAGGUUGCCCAUACUAUUUAGAACAGGCACGGGGAACUGUAAGCCCUCCAGAAGUACUACAACUUUCAUCUGACCCACUGUAGUCUAAUAACACAUCAGAAAUCACAUGAAUCGUAGAAAGGAGUGUCCGGGCCUGCCAGUUACUCAUUGGUGCUGUAGAAAUGAAGGUGUCCCUAAGGGUGAGGGCACACGAGCAGAUUUGGGGAGAUUAGUCGCCCCGGCGACAAAACGCCUCUUCUUCAGGGCCGACAAACUCCCCAUCGGCUAUAAUGAAAACUCACCAGUGGGACGGCACUCGGAUCGCUUCGUUUUCCGAAGAUGCCUCACGAGGAAACUUUGGGCGACUUUGGAAAACAUAGCGAUGCGAGUGGUGUCCCGCUGGCGAUUUUUUUAUUAUAGCGGACGGGAAGGCAGUUCAGGGAGAUUGUUGCCCCAAAAAAAAGGCGAUUUGUCACUGGGGUGACUAAUCUCCACGAAUCUGCCCUUACCCUAAAAGAAAUGUAUAUGUGUUGAUACAAUAGAUUUGUUAUAUAAUAAAAACAAGUUUUAAUGUAA
This is a messenger RNA of Xenopus laevis (African clawed frog), 2401 nucleotides long. RefSeq names its product omega-amidase NIT2-B (gene nit2.L). The record is from RefSeq and is marked provisional. NCBI's taxonomy places the organism in Eukaryota, Metazoa, Chordata, Amphibia, Anura, Pipidae.